Molecule: messenger RNA, 2140 nt
Organism: Daucus carota subsp. sativus
Lineage: Eukaryota; Viridiplantae; Streptophyta; Magnoliopsida; Apiales; Apiaceae
Product: S-norcoclaurine synthase 1
Exons: 4
Coding region: 221-1294 (357 amino acids)
Source: RefSeq, a predicted model, not a curated record
AGCCGGCUGGAAUAUUGUCAACCGUAAUCUUCCAGACUGUGGUGUUCAACAGUUUCAUCCAUAGAUUGAUUCUUGCAGUAUAACCAUAUCUUAAUGGCGUAGUGAUCUGUGCUGAUAGAGACUCCGGCCUGACUACUUUUGUUUAUUUAAACGUGCUUGGGCAAGAGUAGUACCGGAAGCUAUAGGAAAAGAGCCAAGGACUGAACUUUUUAAAGACCAAAUGGGAAGUUCAAAGGGUGAAAACUCAAGCCAAUAUGGUGGUUCAAUUCCGGUGGAGAAUGUGCAGUCACUUGCUUCCAAGAAUUUGAUUGAAAUCCCACCCCGAUAUCUAAGAGGGGAGUACGAAUCUGAAGAAUUGCUAGAUGAUGAGGCCUUGGAGAUUCCAGUUAUUGACAUGCACAAGUUUGCUGUUGGACCAUCAGAAUAUAAGUCUGAGCUCGAAAAGCUUCACUUGGCUUGCAAAGACUGGGGCUUCUUUCAGAUGAUUAAUCACGGGGCACUGGAAGAAAUUGAGAAAAUGAAGGCGGUCACAGAAGAGUUCUUCAAGUUGCCACUGGAGGAGAAGAUGGUGAGUGCUCAGCUACCUCACAGCAUUGAAGGUUAUGGCCAAGCCUUUGUUCAUUCUGAUGACCAAAAGCUUGAUUGGGCUGAUAUGCUCUUCCUUCUUCCGCGUCCAUCUUCCAAUAAAAACACCGAAAUCUGGCCUAAAGCUCCUCCUUCCUUCAGACCAGCGUUAGAAGAGUACUCAGAAAAGAUGCACGAGCUUUCAAUCAAGCUCUUAAGGCUAAUGGCUGAAAACCUCAAAGUUGAACCUGAGAGUCUCGUCAGUAAGUUCGAUCCUGAUGGUGGUCAGGGGGUAAGAAUGAAUUACUAUCCGCCUUGUACCGAAGCCAACAAGGUUUUAGGCCUUACUCCACACUCCGAUUCCAUCGGACUCACACUGCUGAUUCAAGUGAAUGAUGUUGAAGGACUGCAAAUCAGGAAAUCCCGAAAAUGGUUGCCUAUAAAACCCAUUGCAGGAGCUAUAGUGGUCAACAUCGGAGACAUACUGGAGGUAUUCAGUAAUGGAGAGUACAGUAGCAUUGAGCACAGAGCUGUUGUGAACAACGUAAAAGAGAGGCUUUCGAUUGCUGCAUUUCACAGUCCACAUAUAGAUACUGAUAUUGCUCCAUUACCGGAGCUUGUUCAAGAUAAUUCUCCGAAAUAUAAGACCAUAAGGCAUAUAGACUUCAUAAGAUUGGUUCUCGGAAGUCAUCUUGAUGGUAAAAGCAUCCUAGAUUAUCUAAAAUUGUAAUCAGUUACAAAUCAACUGAUAUAUAGCAUUGUCUCUCGAUAACAAGAGGUUAAAGGUUCUUGACUCCGUCUCUGUGAAGGCAUGAGUUCAUAAGUAUUUCAAAUUUCCGCAAUUGAUGAAUGAAAGUGAAAAUCCUUUUAUGUAAUCCCACCUUGUUGCAAGGCCUUUCGGCUAAAGUAGUUGUAAUGAUUCCAGUAACAAAAUCUCAAGUUCGAGGUUGACUAGGAUUCAUUGAUAGCCCACUGGUUCCAAAAUUAUCAAUGAAGCCUGUAUAUAUCUUGCAAAAGAUUUCUAGGGACAUAAUUUCAUGCCAUGCCUAAACAUUGGUUCAGCAGAAUACAUCAUAAAAGAGAUUGCAAAUAAUUUUUGACUCUAACUGACCACCAUUGUUUGGCACAUGCUAAAAACUAUCAAGGGUGUCAAAUUAACCCUAGCCAAAAUCCCAAACAACUUAUAUGUUAAUGUUCAUAUAUUAUGAAAAUAUGUAAAUGGACACUACUGUGUCGCCAUUUUUCGUCAUUAUGUGUAUUUUCUGAAAACUGAAAGUUUCAAUUAUGUUGUGAAAGUCACCCUAGAGAUAUGUGAGCAAAAAAUGCCGAAACAUCUGAUUUUGACAUUCCGCUUGCCAUACGUUGAUGGGGACCCUGUCACUGAUCCUCUGUUCAUUGGAAAAUACUGCUGACAGAGCAGUCAUCAUGAACACGCCAAAUGGUUUCUCCCAAGAGAUUCGCAACUGAAAGAACAGUCAACUGUGGGAAGUAGUUCUUGUCUGGAAUCGGAAUUGUAUUGGUUACUAUGACUUCUUGAAAUAGGCCACUCGACAACCUAUCAAUUGCAGGAGGGCUG